Amyelois transitella is the source of this 2123-nucleotide messenger RNA. It is a transcript of the gene Fbxo42, whose product is annotated as F-box only protein 42. Bases 194 to 2056 code for a protein of 620 amino acids. The record is from RefSeq and is a predicted model, not a curated record. Lineage: Eukaryota; Metazoa; Arthropoda; Insecta; Lepidoptera; Pyralidae. The transcript is spliced from 3 exons. Gene Ontology annotation, molecular function: protein binding.
AGACCGGACAAGUCGUAUGGAAAAUGUCAAAUUGUCAUUCUUAUUUUGUGUAGCCAUACAAUCCUACUUUAAAAGCAAUAUUAAUUUCCUCAUUAGCAUAAUGAAAUGGAUAAUUUCGGAUUACUUAAACUGAGAUAAACAAUAUAGACUAUAAUCGGAUUCUUACAAAAAGCAGGGCACAAAUUCUACAAAAAUGGAAAUAGCACCUCAGCCGUUGUUUCAAGAAACAUUGCGGAACAGUGUUGAAGAUCUCCCUGAUGAAGUAUUGGAGUUCAUAUUGGGAUUUUUACCUCCUUACAUGGACCUUCAAAAUUGCAUGACCGUGUGCAGGCGAUGGUAUAAUUGCGCCCAAAAUGUCUUGCGUAAAACUUCAAUGAAGUUAAACAAAGCUGUAGCAGAGUUCAAUAUAUUAUGGAAAAAUAUUGGGCCUACUGAUAUGGUGCCUACUAUAACCAAAAGAUUUUCUCAUGCUGCUUGUGUAUUAGAAAACAAUAUGUAUAUAUUUGGUGGUUGCACUACAAAUGCUACUGCAUUUAAUGAUCUCUGGCGAUUUGAUUUAUCUCGGCGUCAGUGGAUACGGCCUCUGGCAACAGGAACAUAUCCAGUACCUAAAGCAUACACUACUAUGGUUCACUAUAAAGACUAUUUAAUAGUAUUUGGUGGAUGGACAUAUCCAUCACCAUCUCAAUACUACCAAAGUGUGUAUAUGUUUAAUGAAAUUCACUUUUACUGCAUUAAUACAAAUAGAUGGAUACUUAUUAAUACAGACAAUAAACCUCCACCAAUGGCAGGUCACUCUGCUUGUAUGAAAGGGGAUGAAAUGGUUGUGUUUGGUGGCCUCGUUGUGGCUUCUGCUCAGAAUCAUGAAAUACAGUGUUCUAAUGAUGUCUGGGUUUUAGAUAUGCCUUCAUUAACUUGGCGAAAACAGCCAACAACAAAACCAAGGCCAUCACCUCGAUAUGCUCAAUCACUUAUCCGUCUAGAUUCAGACAGAUUAUUAAUAAUAGGUGGUGUACAAACAUUACAAAAUCGAUUUGUAUAUAGUGACUGUUGGAUGUUGACAAUGAAAGGACCAACAUGGACUUGGAAGGAACUUGCAGUGAAAAAUAAAGAGUGGGCUUCUUCAAAUAUAUGGUGUAAUCCUGCAUGCCGUGUUGGAGACAAAGUUGUCAGCUUAAGCCGCAGCAGAAAUGGCUGGAAUUGCGCUAAACCUCUAGUCACAUCUGCUGUUAGAUUAUCAGCUCUAAGCCGACCUGAAGGGGCUCCUGUGGCAGUGAGAGUGGAACAGAGUUUACAAAGACCAUUAGAUAGAGACCAAAAUAUAAAUGGCAGGCGAGGUGUGCUGCCAAGACAAGCUUCUGUACGGCAAGCACAAGAUAAUGCCCCAAAUGAGCCUGUUCCAGGUCCUAGUAAUGAACAGGCAAGAUGUCCAAAUCCAAUACCCACAAAUGAAAAUAUUAGUCCUAGUAAAAACCCUGCAGGCACUAACUCAGAAAAUAAACAAGUGGAUGGAAUAGAUUUAGGUAAAAAUUCACCUAAGGAUCCAGCUAUGGGAAGAAACAAAAAUAAGAAUAGAGGAAUCAAAAUAGUUCGACAGCUUCAGGAAGCUAAUAAAUACAGAAUGGCUGCAUUUGCAUGUGACUCCUCGUCAAAUAUUACACCGCCUGAAAAUGAUCUCAUUAAUCAAAGACAAAUUGCUCAUCUAGAGAAUAGAAGGGACCCAGAACCUCCUCAAGCAAAUCCUCAACAAAACAAUGAAAGACAACCAGCAGCCAAGAAAAUUAAAAGGAACACUCUCACUAUGCAUGUUAUGGAUAUUUCUAGUGUUAUAGAUGAAAAUUCAUACAAUUAUGUUACAUGGCUAUGUCCACGGCUUGGCGAAAUGAGUGGGGCCCCGGAGGAAAUAGUAAUGUAUUCACUAGUAAAAGGAAAUGGAGAACUGAUAAUGUUUGGUGGAGUGCGAAAUGACAUUACUCUCUUCAAUUACAGACAGGAUCAACAAAACAUGUAUUCAAAUUCUAUAUUUUUUAUCACACCUCCAAGGGAUGUUAUAUAAAUGUUUUAAUCUUAGAAAUGUUCAUUUAUUUUGUUAUUUUUUGUGUACAUAUUUUUGCCUUGUUGUG